Molecule: messenger RNA, 1671 nt
Organism: Talaromyces proteolyticus
Lineage: Eukaryota; Fungi; Ascomycota; Eurotiomycetes; Eurotiales; Trichocomaceae
Exons: 1
Coding region: 1-1671 (556 amino acids)
Source: RefSeq, a predicted model, not a curated record
AUGUAUACAGUUCUCGAGGGACCCCAUAGCCAAUUUUAUAUGCACAAUACGCCAUGGGCUACCAUAAUACUCAUUUUUAUUAUGCUAUGCUGCAUGGGGGUCUCCGCAGGUGUCAUAGUUGUGUCGAAUAACCAGGCAGUUGACUCAUGGCGAAUCAGCCCGGCAGUGUUGCUUGCAUUUUUCUCGUCGGUUUGGAGCAGUUCACUUGCUGCAGUCCUUACAAUGAGCAUUACUAUCACAUGGUGGCGUUAUGCCUCGCGAGGCACCACAUUGGAAACCCUCCACUGUAUAUGGAAAAGAGGUUUUGCGAUAAGGUAUCUUUCUGCCUUAAAGUCAAGUCCUAUAGUCAGACAGGUUGUUUUAGUGGCUUGGAUAGUCAUCAUCACACAGGUUGCACACAACUCUUUAUUGCAGCGAUCCUCACAAACGACGCUUAGCAACGCCAUCGUUCCAGACAACAUCACUCUGGACAUCAUGCCGCAGAUUCCAGAUGGAUGGCUGGGCUAUGUAUACAAUGCCACCCAAGGGAUUAUGGUGGGGUCACGGAAUUCACUGUCAUCGAUACAAGAUUGGUGGAUGAACAAAACCAUAUCAACAAUACCCCCUUUAAACUCUAAUCGACCUGUCUCUGACUUCUACUGUGACGGAUCCUGCAGGGGUAGAGUACGAGGAGCCGGAAUCUCCUACGAGUGCUCGUCGACGAGUAGGAAUAUUGACCUGCUUGACGCGGAGAAUACUGGAACCUUUAUCUUUUCGAUCAACUCCACUCUCUCGUCAAAUUUGACGUCUGCUGCGCCAUCACUAACCUUGUCAGUACUAUACUCGUCUGAGGUUGAUGCUAAUUGCAUAUCAACCUUAACUCUGCGUACCUGCAGCAUUGAAGCUGCUACUGUGGAAUAUCCCAUUGUAAUCGAAAAUAGCACCGUGGCACUAGAAAAAACGAAGCUCGAUCCCCCAAUUGUUGUUGAAAAAUAUUCCUCAGACGGAGAUAGCCUCACGGCUAAACUCGGGCAAGGCGCUGGACCACUUCAAGGCAUUCAUGCUUUUGUGGACGAUAUUCUCACCACCAACGUUUCUUUAAUCGUUGGUCCGAACGGUGCGCGACAGACAGGCCGGUUCGUUGGUGACAUUUUCUUCGAAGCAGAUGAAUCUGCAUAUCUGCCAGAGACAAUCCACUUGUGUGGUUUGAAAUGGUCUGACCCGACCUUGUACGUACUGGACGCCAUGCAAGACUUUCUUUUUCGGGCGUCUAUUAGCAGUGCGAGCAACAGCACCAAUACCAACUCGAGCCAAACAUUCAGAGUCGAGCGCACAGCACCAAUCCUUGUAUUCCAAUCAAACUAUGGAUUUCUUGUUGCCGCAUUGGCUACUAUGCUUCUUGCGCUUGGUGCGGUGAUAUCACAACUUUGGGGUUGGUGGGACCUCCGACAUUGUCUCGUAAGCUUGAGUCCAAUUGAGGUGGCAAAUGCAUUUAGUGCUCUUGAAACAAAACGCCCCGACGGCUAUGAUUUGUCCAAUAGCCAGAAUAUUAACAACAAAGGCGCUCUUACAGUUGAUAAUAUCCUUGAUGUGGUUGGGAAAACGACGGUCAGGUAUGAUGGACAAUCAUUUCGUGGAAGUGCUGUAGUGCCGCUGUCUGGGCGACCGAUGUCCUUGAGCGUAAACAGAUGA